GCUAAGGUUGUGGCGACGGCGACGGGGCCUAUAGUAAUAAUAAUAAUAAUAAUACCUAGUGUUGGGAAAAAUUUUUUUUUAAAAAAAUUGAAAUUACAAUUCGCGGACGAGCACGCGCGAGAAACGGCAAGACAACACACAGCCGCGACACCGCGUUUUAAAAGCUUGUGCAAUAACCGACAGGUUCGGCGGACCGAAAGCGCGAGUAACCACGGCCGUCGUUUUCAUGUGGCACACUACGACCGCGAUACGUUUGGUGUCUGGUCGCGCCGCGGCUUAACUCGGUCACUGAUACGCGCGGCCGUCCGCCCGGCACCCGAACGCCGUCAUCCGUGUGUUUUUCGACGAUUUACACGACGUACCGUUUUGUCGACGGCCACGACAACAACAACAAUUACACACCCACGUCCGCCAAGCGGUGCCCAGAGCAACUAUCAUGAGCGGUGACAACCUUACUAAACUGAAUGUGCCCGAUGAACUGCGAGAGAUACUCCUCGACCUCACCAUUGGCUAUCUUCUCGAGCAGCCCACCGACAUUAUCGACUAUGCAAUUGAGUUCUUUGAUAAGCUCAAAAAGUCGAGGCAACUACAACGUGUCGAAGACCGAUCAGACGAAUCGGAGGGUUCUGAUUUUGAAUCUCCACCAGCACGUUAUUGUACUAGACGCAAGUCAGUUUUUGCAGAAACUUACAAUCCAGAAGAAGAUGACGAAGAAGAGGGACCAAAGGUUGUAUUCCCUAAGUCUGAUGAUCAACGCCAAGCUCUUGCAACCAGUGUAAAGAACAUAUUUAUAUUCAGAGCUUUGGAUCCUGAACAAAUGAAUAACGUAAUUGAUGCCAUGUUUGACCGUCAAGUUCGCACCGGAGAUGUGAUUAUAAAACAGGGUGACGAUGGUGACAACUUUUAUGUCAUCGAUAGAGGUACAUUUGAAGCUUAUGUCAAUGAAUCUGAUGGUUCUGAACGUUUAGUGCAUACAUAUGAAAAUAAAGGAAGCUUUGGGGAACUUGCAUUACUGUAUAAUAUGCCUCGAGCUGCAACCAUAAAAUCUGUAUCAGAUGGUCUUUUAUGGGCAAUGGACCGCCAAAUGUUUAGACGAAUUGUGCUGAAAAGUGCAUUCAAAAAACGUAAAAUGUACGAAGAGCUUAUUGAUGUUGUUCCUAUGUUGAAAGCAUUACAAUCAUAUGAGAGAAUGAAUUUGGCGGACGCUUUAAUACCCAAGUAUUACGAAGAAAAUGACUGCAUUAUCAAUCAAGGAGAUCCAGGGGAUGGCAUGUAUUUUGUUGAAGAAGGUAUUGUUAAUGUAUUAGUCACUAGUGAUUCUGGCGAACAAAUCAAAGUGAAUCAAAUAGAAAAAGGCGGCUACUUUGGUGAAUUAGCACUUGUUACACAUAAAGGUCGAGCUGCAUCAGUUUUUGCUUCUGGAAAAGUAAAAUUAGCAUUUUUGGACGUUGACGCAUUUGAACGUUUGUUGGGACCAUGCAUGGAAAUCAUGAAGCGAAACAUUGGUGAUUAUGAAAAUCAACUGGUUAAAAUUUUUGGUUCCAAGCACAACAUAACAGAUAUUCGAUGAAUGAUAUGAUUGACUGAUAUCGUCAUUCUUUUGUGUAUGCGCGUCCAUUGUAGUUUUUUAUUUUUUUUUUUUGUUCCACCGACAUUUGGUAAAACUUUAUUUAUUUAUUUCUUCGUUUACCAUUUUACCUAUUCGUUAAUAUUAGAAACAAAUUAUAAUAUGUAUUUAUAUAUAUAUAAAUGUAUAUAUAUAUAUACAUACAUAUUAUGUAAUUAAAUACAUCUGCUACAAUCAAUCACACAAUUAUUAACUGUUGUAUACAUGUUAUGUAUAUAAAUUAUAUUUAUUUACUGUAGCAAUUUUUAAUUGAGGCAACCAUUGCGUUUAUAGAAAUAUUUGCAUUAUGUUAAUAUGAUUUCAUUUAUCGAGUUCUUAAACCUAGUUGUGUGAUGAAUAUAAUACAAAAAAACAGUAUUUGUAGUAAUACUUUUUAAAAUUUAGUAGCGUUUUUAAUUACAUACGUUAAAUAUUGUGUUUACUACUCGGGUAAAAUUUUCUAUUGAUUGUGUAUGCCGUUUUUCACUCAUAGGUUUUAAGCAGAUGCUCUAUCUUGACCAAUAUAAACUUACAGGUUAAUAUUAUCUUAAGGUCGAUUGAUGUUAUCGAUUUAGAGCAAUAAGUUGCCAUUCAGGGCCAUAACAGUUAUCAUACUCGCCGAUAAUUAUUUUUAUUGUAUAGUCGGUAAUAUAAUUUGUGAUUGUUCCGAGAUGACGAUGGUCAUCAGUAUUCAAGACAUUUUUGUACAAAUUUUCCUUCAUUCUUAAAAUCUGUCCACAUCUUUUACAUAGUGUAUACGGCUAUUGGAUUGUGAUGCUAAGAAGCUCAUAUCGCCGCCCCGGUAGAACAAUGACGCAACUGUAAAAUUUGGUAAAUUGGACUAAAUGCCUCGAACGCAUGAGGUAAAAAAACGACGUAACUGUAGUUGUAAUAAUUCAGUUGUAAUAAUUAAUUGUGCAUUCAUGAAUUAUUAACAUUUCAAUGAAAAAUAAUUUGGUUCUUCUGUAAAAUUUCAA
This is a messenger RNA of Adelges cooleyi (spruce gall adelgid), 2583 nucleotides long. RefSeq names its product cAMP-dependent protein kinase type II regulatory subunit (gene Pka-R2). Gene Ontology annotation, molecular function: cAMP-dependent protein kinase regulator activity. The record is from RefSeq and is a predicted model, not a curated record. Lineage: Eukaryota; Metazoa; Arthropoda; Insecta; Hemiptera; Adelgidae. Bases 437 to 1570 code for a protein of 377 amino acids. The transcript is spliced from 8 exons. Gene Ontology annotation, biological process: regulation of protein phosphorylation. Gene Ontology annotation, cellular component: cAMP-dependent protein kinase complex.